AAGCCAUUGUUAGCUAAAAAAUUCCGCCAUGGUGAAAGUAUCGAACAUAAAUUCGCGUGUUUAACUAGCCAACUAUAUUUGAGCUCUUAGACUCAUAGAUAUAUAUUGUUUGAACAAGUACCGUCGAGAAAAACGAUCCGUGCGCGUCAGAUUCCGUGAAUUUGUCCGCGUUCUCCUGUAGUGUGUUAGCCUAGCAGCAGCAAGACCGCAGGCUGUUUACCGGAGAUUUACUCGCCAUAAUAUCUGAAUCUGGUUUUAAACAUAUUAAGUAAAUUCGAAACCUUUAUAUUUUACAUCUCAUAUUAAACCGCGACACUGUCCGCCGCCUCGCAGGAUUCGGUGAAGAGUGAAGGAGAGAUGGCGAGCUCGGUGGGGAACGUGGCUGAUAGCACAGAACCAACCAAACGUUUGCUUUCCUUCCAAGGGUUGGCAGAGCUGGCGCACCGGGAGUAUCAGUCGGGGGACUUCGAGGCGGCCGAGCGCCACUGCAUGCAGUUGUGGAGGCAGGAGCCCGAUAACACCGGCGUUCUGCUGCUGCUCUCCUCCAUACACUUCCAGUGUCGCAGGCUUGACAGGUCGGCCCACUUCAGCACGCUGGCCAUCAAGCAGAACCCCAUGCUGGCCGAGGCUUACUCUAACCUGGGCAAUGUGUACAAGGAGCGGGGUCAACUACAGGAGGCCAUCGAGCACUACCGCCACGCGCUCCGCCUCAAGCCGGACUUCAUCGACGGAUACAUCAACCUGGCAGCUGCGCUGGUGGCAGCCGGAGACAUGGAGGGAGCCGUUCAAGCUUACGUCUCCGCUCUCCAGUACAACCCUGAUCUAUAUUGUGUUCGCAGUGACUUGGGUAACCUGCUGAAGGCGCUCGGGCGUCUUGAAGAGGCAAAGGCUUGUUACCUGAAAGCAAUUGAGACGCAGCCGAACUUCGCCGUGGCCUGGAGUAACCUGGGCUGCGUGUUCAACGCCCAGGGAGAGAUCUGGCUGGCUAUACAUCAUUUUGAGAAGGCUGUGACCUUGGACCCAAACUUUUUGGAUGCUUACAUCAACUUGGGCAACGUUCUGAAAGAGGCUCGUAUCUUUGACAGAGCUGUUGCAGGUUAUCUGCGCGCCCUCAGCCUGAGCCCGAACCAUGCUGUCGUUCAUGGGAACCUGGCUUGCGUGUACUACGAGCAGGGUUUGAUCGACCUGGCCAUCGACACCUACCGUCGUGCCAUUGAGCUGCAACCACACUUUCCUGAUGCGUACUGCAAUCUCGCUAAUGCACUGAAGGAGAAGGGCAAUGUUUCUGAAGCUGAGGAGUGUUACAACACCGCCCUGCGUCUGUGCCCGACUCACGCCGACUCCCUGAACAAUCUGGCCAACAUCAAGCGUGAGCAAGGCAACAUCGAGGAUGCUGUGCAGCUCUACAGGAAAGCACUGGAGGUUUUCCCUGAAUUUGCCGCUGCCCAUUCAAACCUGGCCAGUGUCCUGCAGCAGCAGGGGAAACUUCAGGAGGCUCUCAUGCACUAUAAGGAGGCCAUCAGAAUCAGCCCCACGUUUGCUGAUGCCUACUCCAACAUGGGUAACACCCUUAAAGAGAUGCAGGACGUUCAGGGGGCGCUGACGUGCUACACCCGAGCCAUUCAGAUCAACCCCGCUUUUGCCGACGCGCACAGCAACUUGGCUUCCAUACACAAGGAUUCUGGGAACAUUCCUGAGGCGAUUGCCUCUUAUCGCACUGCCCUGAAGCUCAAGCCCGACUUCCCUGAUGCCUACUGUAACCUGGCUCACUGUCUACAGAUUGUAUGCGACUGGACUGACUAUGACGAGCGUAUGAAGAAGCUGGUGAGCAUUGUGGCUGAUCAGCUGGAUAAGAACCGCCUGCCGUCAGUGCACCCCCAUCACAGCAUGCUGUACCCCCUCUCGCACGGCUUCCGCAAGGCCAUUGCAGAGAGACAUGGCAACUUGUGUCUGGAUAAGAUCAAUGCUCUUCACAAACCUGCUUAUGAGCAUCCGAAGGACCUGAAGGCCAGCGCAGGCCGUUUGCGUGUGGGUUAUGUCAGCUCAGAUUUCGGCAACCAUCCCACUUCUCACCUGAUGCAGUCCAUCCCUGGCAUGCACAACUCCGAGAAGUUUGAGGUGUUCUGCUACGCUCUCAGCCCUGACGACAGCACCAACUUCAGAGUCAAAGUCUUGGCCGAGUCUCAUCACUUCAUCGACCUCUCACAGAUCCCUUGUAAUGGAAAAGCAGCCGACAGGAUCUUUCAGGAUGGAGUCCACAUCCUGGUCAACAUGAACGGGUAUACUAAAGGAGCGCGCAACGAGCUGUUCGCACUGCGCCCGGCGCCCAUUCAGGCCAUGUGGCUUGGAUACCCAGGCACCAGUGGUGCUCCCUUCAUGGACUACAUCAUCAGUGACAAGGACACGUCGCCCAUUGAGGUCGCGGAGCAGUACUCGGAGAAACUGGCCUACAUGCCCAACACCUUCUUCAUUGGAGAUCACGCCAACAUGUUCCCUCACCUCAAGAAAAAAGCAGUGAUCGACUUCAAGUCAAACGGACACAUUUUUGACAACCGCAUAGUGCUGAAUGGCAUCGAUCUGAAAGCCUUUCUGGAGAGUCUGCCGGAUGUCAAAGUGGUGAAGAUGGAGUGUGAUGGUCAAGAGGUGGCUGACGCCAACGGUACCCUUUCCAUGCCCGUCAUCCCCAUGAACACGGCUGCCGAGGCCAUCAUUAACAUGAUCAACCAAGGCCAGAUCCAGGUCACCAUCAACGGCUUCACCGUCAGCAACGGCCUGGCCACCACUCAGAUUUUUACAUUGGAGGAGGUUGUAGUAUCUGGGACUGUAGCUCUGCAGAUCAACAACAAGGCAGCAACCGGAGAAGAAGUUCCCAGAACGAUUGUGGUGACCACCCGCUCGCAAUACGGCCUUCCUGAAGACGCGAUUGUCUAUUGCAACUUCAACCAGCUCUAUAAGAUUGACCCUCCCACCCUGCAGAUGUGGGCCAAUAUCCUGAAGCGUGUGCCCAACAGUGUGCUGUGGCUGCUGCGCUUCCCGGCCGUGGGCGAGCCCAAUAUCCAGCAGUACGCCCAGAACCUGGGCCUGCCCGCGUCCCGCAUCAUCUUCUCCCCGGUGGCCCCGAAGGAGGAGCACGUGCGGCGAGGACAGCUGGCCGACGUGUGCCUUGACACCCCGCUCUGCAACGGACACACCACAGGCAUGGACGUGCUGUGGGCCGGGACGCCCAUGGUCACUAUGCCAGGAGAGACGCUGGCGUCACGAGUCGCCGCCUCUCAGCUCACGUGUCUCGGCUGCCUCGAACUCAUCGCUCAGAGCCGACAGGAGUAUGAAGACGUCGCCGUGAAGCUCGGCACUGAUAUGGAAUUCCUGAAGAAGGUGCGCUCCCGCGUGUGGAAGCAGCGCAUCUGCAGCCCGCUCUUCAACACCAAACAGUACACGCUGGACCUGGAGCGGCUGUACCUGCAGAUGUGGGAGCGUCACGCCGCCGGAGCCAAGCCCGACCACCUGGUGAAGAUGCAGUCCGCGGAGAGCAGCGAGAGCACCUGAGCGAGGCCAGCACUGCAUGUGUGUGUGUGUGUGUCAGAGACUCGAUGAGCCACAGGUGAGCACGAUCACCCCGGACAGCUUUAGUUCCCGCGAGCCGGACCCGGACCACACACACUUCCCCUUCGCCUGACGAAAUUGAUGUUUGUUGGCUCCACUGAUUUUGUUUAGUUUGUUUUUCUGUGCUUGAUUUGAAGUGGAUCUGGAGAUAAUCCUGCAAAUGUACACCAAUAAUCAACGCAGAUAGGGUUUUUUUCUGUUUUUGUUAGUUAGCUUAUGUGCGUCUUGAACUAGCUUGGCUUAACCCCGGGUGACGGAUGCACACCUCGGAUCUCCAGUCUCUCCCCAACCCAAUGCCAACUCCGUGUCCGUAUGCAGUCGAUAGAAAAUAAUCCCUCUGUUGUUUUUGAGCACACGCUAAACAGAGGAGUGUCUUAUUACACGCUGACAAGGCCUGCAAACCGCUCGAGUGUCGACUCCUGGCUUCUCUUUGUUUUUUUAUGGUUUUACCAGGAAAGGUGUAGGUAAGUAUGUUCUCCGAUGUUUUGGUUUUGUACACUGUCUUCCUAUGAACUGGUUUUAUUUAUGCUGUCGGUGUCACUUCCGCGAGGCUCUCUGCAGAAACUGAAAUAAAGAGAUGUGGCGAACCUCGGAGAGAGGUGCACGUGCUCGGCUGCGCUUCCGUUUUGUUCCAGUCCUUUAGGAGCCGACACAUUAUGAAACUAACAAUAGUAACAUCCUGAAUACUGGUUAUUGUGAUUAUAUUGCUGUUACGUUGUUGCUGACUGAACUGUGAUGUGCACCCAUUGUAAAUUUGAUCGCUGUAUUCAGUUUAGUUCAAUAAAGAAAUGCUAAAGAUGUUUCUACA
Pimephales promelas (fathead minnow) is the source of this 4411-nucleotide messenger RNA. Its product is annotated as UDP-N-acetylglucosamine--peptide N-acetylglucosaminyltransferase 110 kDa subunit. The record is from RefSeq and is a predicted model, not a curated record. NCBI's taxonomy places the organism in Eukaryota, Metazoa, Chordata, Actinopteri, Cypriniformes, Leuciscidae. Gene Ontology annotation, biological process: protein O-linked glycosylation. Gene Ontology annotation, molecular function: protein O-acetylglucosaminyltransferase activity; protein binding.